Molecule: messenger RNA, 1538 nt
Organism: Ectocarpus siliculosus
Lineage: Eukaryota; Phaeophyceae; Ectocarpales; Ectocarpaceae
Source: the annotation of a GenBank genome assembly
AUGAGGGAGAUGCGGGGCUUCCUGCUGUGGAUGGCGGUUAUCCUGGCGCACAUGGUCCAAGUCCCCAUGCUUUGGUUCGUGUUCUGGCAGGGGGUAGAUAGCCCGUGGAGGCCCCUGAGCGACAUCCUCACCCUCGCUCUGCCGGGGCUCGCGUUCUUCAGGACGCUGUUCUUCGACCGCCGGACGAGAUGUCGGUUCAUCGCUGAUUGGUUCAGACUCAUGUCGGUGACGUACCUGAUGCGGUGCCUGUGCGUGACCCUCACCUCCCUUCCGGGGCCGGCUCCACACUGCGAGGCUCUGUCGGGGUACGAUCGCCCUCGGGGUUGGCACGACGUGGCCACAAGGCUCGGCCCUCUCAUGGGCGACUUUCGGACGUGCGGCGACCUGCUAUUCUCCGGGCACACGGCGUGGACGACAGUGUCGAUGUUGCUCCUGACGAAGAGCUUCCGGCGAGCGCCGAGGCUGGUGUACGCGCUCGUCAAGUCUACGGGGUUCCUCUACCUCCUCACCAUGGCCACGUGCACCAUCGCCGGCCGUAAGCACUACACCGUGGACGUGGCCCUCGCCGUCGUCAUCGCCGGUUUGACUUUCUUCAGGUUCCAGGCUUAGCAGAGGGAACGGAGAAGACUGGCUGUCGGUGAGCAGCGCCGAAGGAGGGGAAGGCCUGACGGGACCUUUGUUAGAUGGAGGAGAGGGUGCCAUCGUGGGGAGAGGAGCGGCGGUGACAGCGGCGGCGGCGGCGUCGACGGUCGAACGGGGCGCCGGCGCUCGCGCUGGUUCGGGCGGGGUUGCACCGGCGGAGGCGAGAAAAGCGGCGACUGCUUCCGCGAGCGGAGGGCUGUUUAUCGUAUAGCUCGGCAGACAGAAAAUACACAAGAGCAGCGUGUAGAACGCCGUUCUGGCGCAGAAAGCGGUAGCGGCGGUGUAUUGCUUAUGUCCUCCACGACAGAUGGAAAAGCGCAGUAUUGUAUCUUGUAACGGAAGGGCUUAGAUGUUGUGGUUCACAUUAGAAAGGCACGCUUGGAUUUGGUUGAUUCGAAUGAAGUGCCUUGCGUGAUGUGGAUGAAGUGGGGUUGGUUUCCACCGUUCGUUGUUGAUGAAAGUCGUUUUGAGGUGAAAAGGCCAUGUUCAGGUUCUGGCUUUUGCUUGUGGCAAAAAGAUUGCGAAACUUUAAGAGCCCAAACGAUUGAGAAGGUAAGCAGGCCAGGGUCGUCUUCGUUCACACGGCGGCGCCCCCGACCACCCCUCUUUGGUGAUCCAACGCCGUUGUUCGUUGCUGUUGCCGGUUCGGCGACUCCUACGCAGCCACCGGGUUUAUGGUACGAAGGGGUUGUAUUGCGUGGUGGAGAGGUGGCGUGAUGAUGUGGGUCUGCUUUUUGUGGGUAUGGGGUACUUGUAUGCCUUUUAACUCUGCUCUGCUGCUGGUACAGUGAAAUCCGUUUGUGUCCCUGAUGAGGAUCCCCUUGUCGAUUUGGAUUGAUAGUGAUCCGUGUGUGGUCGUUUUUGUCGCGUGACGUCACUUGUCUUGGUGUUUUUGU